AUGGUGUUGCCUCUCUCUUUACUCAAAACUGCUCAGAAUCAUCCUAUGCUUGUUGAAUUGAAAAAUGGAGAAACAUAUAACGGCCAUUUGCAAUCCUGCGACUCAUGGAUGAAUAUCCAUCUUAGAGAUGUUAUUUUUACUACCAAGGACGGAGAUAAGUUCUACAAGAUGUCGGAAGUUUACGUUCGUGGUUCCACAAUCAAGUACUUGCGUAUUCCAGAAACGGUUGUGGACCUUGUUAAGAACGAAGUCAAUGAAGUUCGUCGUCAACAGAAGGACAUGCAAAGAGCCAGAAAGCAAUUGGCUAAUGCCCAACGUAACCAAAACCAGCCCCCAAGAGGAGGAGGAGGCGGUCGUGGAGGUUACGCUGCCGGCCAAAGAUAA
Molecule: messenger RNA, 384 nt
Organism: Auanema sp. JU1783
Lineage: Eukaryota; Metazoa; Nematoda; Chromadorea; Rhabditida; Rhabditidae
Source: the annotation of a GenBank genome assembly